ACAGCUUGGAAGAUAGUGGUGGGGCAGGGAAUUCCCCUCGCAUUAUCCCCGCACGAUUCUAAAGUAUUGAGAUGCGUAUAAGUAGACUGAAGUAGAAGAAGUAAAAACUGAACUCGUGAACGUAUUUGUCUACAAAACUUAUUUUAUAUAUCUGAUUUGAAAUAUACAAGUUCCAAAUUUAACAUGGGAAUUCCUGGACUAACUGGAUACAUAAAUAAUCAUUCUGACCAUUACUUGCGGUAUUAUGAAUUACAUAAUACAUAUUUAGUGAUUGACGGUAACAACGUAGGUUGUCAAAUAUAUCAUUCGCAAAAGGCAUAUCGUAAUUGUGCAUUCGGCGGCAAUUAUGAUGGAUAUGCACGCGACGUGUCAAUCUUUUUCGACGAUCUGUUAAAAUGUGGCAUAAAGCCGUUGGUUUUGAUUGACGGUGGUACCGAGGACAAAAAAUUAAAAACAGUCAUAAAGAGAACCAACCAGAAAAUCCAAAAAGCUUCGACUUAUUCCCCGUGUCAGAAUAAAGAGACAUUUCUGCCCGUGUUGCAAGGAGAAGUUUUCAGAGAUGUGAUGAGAGAAAAGAACAUUCGACAGGAAUCAAUGUUACCAUUGGCAGCAAUUUUGUUCGGAAACGAUUAUGUUAAACGUGGAACGUUUAAAAACUUCUUUCGUCAUUUGAAAUUGAAGACGGCAUCAACAGCAUGGUGCGAGAGAGAACGCUGCAUCGAGGCAAUUUUUUCAUGGCUAAGCAAGUUCACCUUGGACGAAGCAGUUGCCAACAUAUUAACAAGAAUACCCAAACCUUCGCGACGGAGCGUAUUGAAUUUAAUAGAAGAGAAUAUUAGUUAUACGAAUUCAUUAGCUGAAAUACUUGUACCAUUAGGAUUUCCAGGAGAUUACCUCGCUCGUAGAGAUACGAGUCGCUUGAACAGGAGUUUUAAAUUUAACGGCGACAUUGAUACUUUGACCUACAUGGGAGAAGUUUGUGAAGGAGAAGAGGAGGUGAGCGAAAAGGACGACGACGAUGAGAUAGAACUAAUAAGCACAAUAACUGAGACCGAAUCGUUGUCGCGAAAUGAAGCCAUUAGUAAAUUGCCUGAAUGGUUUGUAAAUGAAUAUCUUUUGGCCAAAUAUCCUCCGUAUUUCAUGAACAUGAUAGUUCGUAGAUUGUAUUCGUGUCCAAUACAAAUUGAAAAUAUCAAUUAUUCUUCGAGUAAUGUAAUAACUUUAAAGAUCAUUAGCGUUAUUUUUGGUCUUUUAAAAUCAGCAAUAAAUGACAAAGUACGUUACAUGAGAUGCAUAAUCAGAGAUCAAAGCAGAAUUGUAUUACGUGAAUUAGAAGGCACAGAGACACUAGAUUGUUGUAAACUUCCAUCUCUAUCCAAACUUAGGGAAAUUCCAUCAGAUUCACGCAAAGAAAUCUUGAAUAAAACUUUAGGGAUUAGCGAUACAGAUGGUAUAAAUGAGCUUCCGCCAAACUGGAUAUUAUAUUUUGGAUGUAUCAAGUACUGGAUAAGGGAGCAAGAACCUACCGUGUUUCAUAAAUCUAACGUAUAUGCUAUACUCAUCGGUACAAUAUUUCAUAUAAUAGAUUCCAAGAUCGGUGCAUAUAGAUCGGCCCGCAAUUUUGAAGAGAGAAAGAGCCGAGUAAUUGAAAAUAUAAAACGAAAAAGAAGAGCGAAUAAUUAUAAACCGAACUACAAGACGAAUGGCACAGUUAUCGAAGCCUAUAAUGAAAUCUGCUAUGACGACUGUCUUUUAGCCGCAUCAUUUUUUAUUUCUCAUUUUCAAUUAGAUAGAAAAUUGCGUUCAAAUCCGAAAUUAUUUAAUAGAUCCAUAGUCCAUGCAUUUGCAGAAUUUCAGAUUUGUCUGAGACAGGUCAUGAGUCUGAACGCGCUAUUAGGGUGUCCCUAUCCACAGACUACAGUUGCCACUUUCUAUAAUGGUACUUUGUUGUAUAAUUUAAGUACUGAUUUUAAAACGCAUCAGGAUAUUGAGAAAUACAUAAAUGCUGUGCUUGAAAUGUCUCCAAGCCUCUUGAGAUUAUUUCAUAUACUUUUGUCAAAAGUAGUGUGGCCACCGCCUAGGGCCUAG
Messenger RNA from Ceratina calcarata, 2088 nucleotides. Its product is annotated as protein asteroid-like. The coding region runs from base 184 to 2088 and encodes 634 amino acids. The record is from RefSeq and is a predicted model, not a curated record. The transcript has 3 exons. NCBI's taxonomy places the organism in Eukaryota, Metazoa, Arthropoda, Insecta, Hymenoptera, Apidae.